This is a messenger RNA of Brachypodium distachyon (stiff brome), 3911 nucleotides long. RefSeq lists its product as uncharacterized. The record is from RefSeq and is a predicted model, not a curated record. Bases 581 to 3511 code for a protein of 976 amino acids. NCBI's taxonomy places the organism in Eukaryota, Viridiplantae, Streptophyta, Magnoliopsida, Poales, Poaceae. The transcript is spliced from 4 exons.
UUUGGGGGCAAUUUUUGGCGCGGGUUCACCCUAAAGUCCGAAAACUACAGCGCUCCCCUUCCUCUUCCUCGCCUCCGCUACACAACGCAUCGCCGCCGCUACAGCUAGGGCACGGGCUCCCGGCUUCCCCGGCGAUCCCCGGAUUGGGCUAUUACAGUUCCUCCUACCCAAUCCCGACCCAGUGGGGCUCUAGAGAUUCCGCCGUGCUCCACUCCUCCGCGGCGCCGUAUCAGUGUCUGCUUGCGACCCCCCCCAGCCCCCAGCAGCCUCUGAUGCGCUCGAAGCCAUCCCUCAACCCCGUCCGCUAUUUAGGUUUCUGAGAAAUUUUGGGCGUGCUGGUGCAGACCUGCCACACCAUCUAGAUCUGCCCCUGCUUCGGACCAUAACCAUCAUCUUGGCUGAUUUUCUCCAGUUCACUGGACCUGACAGUCAAGAGCCUCUUGUUUGUAUUUGAGAGCUGAUGCUGUUCAUAUACUCUCUGGGAUUGUUUUAAAGGGAACUGAAAGCAAAUCCGGGUUCUUAUAUAGCAUUCAGUUCGCAGCAUUUUAUUUGACGGCUUGUGGUUUUCGGGAGCAGUAUUAUGGAGUGCAAUAGAGAAGAGGCCUCCAAGGCCAGGGAAAUUGCUCUGAAAAAGUUAGAAAACAAAGACUACGUUGGUGCCAAAAGGAUGGCACUGAAAGCACAAAGGAUUUUUCCAGAGCUUGAGAAUUUAUCCCAGCUGUUGACUGUCUGUGAAGUACAUUGUGCAGUGGAGGCAAAGAUAAAUGGUUUAUUGGACUAUUACGGAAUUCUCCAAGUGGAGGUAACGGCUGAUGGGGCAACCAUAAAAAAGCAAUACCGAAAGCUUGCCAUUUCACUUCACCCUGAUAAAAACCAUUUCCCUGGUGCAGAGGCUGCAUUUGUAUUAGUUGCAGAAGCUUACUCAACAUUGUCUGAUCAGAUAAAAAGACCUGCAUAUGACAUCAAGUGCAGGGUGGCUUCUAGAAUCGCACCAAAGCAAGGUACACAACCAAAGCAAGGUAUACCUAAGCAGGGUACAAAACCAAAACAGGCUGCAGUACCAAAGCAGGCGACAGAACCAAAGCAGACUACAGAACCGAUGACGAAAACUAAUGCAAGUAGAGGUAGUGUACCAGGAUGUGGACCAUCAAUUCCAUCAACUACUGCUGGACAGGCAAUCUGGACCAUGUGCAUUUACUGUAGAACAAAAUAUCAGUACUACAUCGAUGUACUAAAUCAUCGCAUCCGCUGUCAGAACUGCAGUAAAUAUUUUGUUGCAUUUAAGCUAAAGGAGCAUGAUCUGCCUACAAAGUUCUCUUCUGGGUUGAAGAGUAAUGUGAAACCCCGGGCACAUGGAGCACAAAAUGAUGAGUGCAUGAAAAGUGCCACUGCAGAUGGUGAGGAGAAGGUUAACCAUGCAGAGGCAGGUGGAAAAAGGGGUGUUGAACGUCCAACAGGGAAUCUGUCUGAAUCUUCUAAACCAUGUGCAAAUGACAAGGCAGAUGGAAGGAUGGCAUCUGACCCUGCUGAUCCAGAUCUUUCUGAUAGGCAAGACCCAUGUAGUAGGGUAGUAGAUACAUCAGCAGAGCCAGAUACUGCUGGGAACCCUAAUGGCCAGAAAUCAGCUAAGAGAAAGGCAAACCCUGAUGCCAAUAUCCGGGAUUCUCCUAGCCAAAAGAGGCGAACAAUAAAAGAUUGGUUUUCAAAUGCUGGCUCUAGCUGUAAGAAAAUGUCUGAUGGCAAUGUUGCUCCUGCUGAUGUAAAAACUAGUGAACCUCAUGUCUCUAGCAAAGCACACCACCAAGAGAACGGAAGUACUGCCAGUGUAGGCAACAAGGAUAACAUCAAGAAAGAAUUUAAUUGUGAUGCAGCUUCUGCAAAGAAACCUUGCAAUUCAGUGGAACUUUCCUAUCCUGACCCGGAUUUUUUUGACUUUGAGAAAUGCAGGGAUGUCAAUUUGUUUGCAGUUGAUCAGAUCUGGGCACUUUAUGAUGACCGUGAUGGCAUGCCACGGUAUUAUGCUCGAAUAAGGCGUGUAGAUGCUACCAACUUCAAAGUUCAGUUCACCUGGCUGGAACACAAUGCAAUGAAUGAGGAAGAGGACAAAUGGACUGAUGAAGAACUGCCUGUUGCUUGUGGUCAGUUCAUAUUAGGAAAAACAGAGGUGUCCACAGAUGUCCAAAUAUUUUCUCAUAUUGUUCCAUGUGCGAAAGGCAGAAAAAGGAGCACAUAUGAAAUAUAUCCCAGGAAGGGUGAGGCAUGGGCUCUUUAUAAGGGUUGGAGUAUGCAGUGGAGCUCAGAUGCAGAUAACCACAGAACAUAUGAGUAUGACCUUGUGGAGAUCCUUUCAGAUUUCACAAUGGAAGCUGGAGUUUCUGUUGCCCCCUUGGUCAAGAUUAAAGGAUUUGUCAGUCUGUUUGCAGAACUAAUUGACCAACCAUCAUUUGUUAUACCAGCGAGUGAACUGCUCCGAUUCUCUCACAAUAUCCCAUUUUAUAGAACAAAAGGAAAUGAAAAGGUGGGUGUAGCAGGUGGGUUUCUUGAACUAGAUACCGUGUCACUUCCUAGUAACCUGGACACAGCAUUUCCAUCAGUUACUCUCGAUACUUGCACGCCUAUUGACAAGACAAUGGACAGUGGCUUCAUUAAUACGGGUGGUAUUAGUACACUGGAUCCUGGAAAUGAGCAAAGUGCUAAAAAAGAAAAUAAGAAAAGUGGAGGAAAACGGAUAGAUGAUUCCCUUGAACGAACCCCAAAACAGCAACAGAAUGCCUGUAAUACCACUGUGGAUGGUUCUUCCUCUCAGGAGUUCUGCACCUCUCCAGGUGCUUAUGCAGCAUAUCCAGACUCAGAAUUUUGUAACUUUGAAGAACUGCGAUCAUAUAAUAAGUUUGAACGUGGCCAGAUAUGGGCUCUCUACAGUGAUCUUGACAAAUUUCCAAAGUAUUAUGGUUGGGUGACCAAAGUUGAUAUAAAACCAUUCAAACUGCACUUGACUUGGCUCGAAGUUUGUCCUCAACUGGAGCAAGAGAAGAUGUGGUCACAGGAUGAUAUAGCUGUGAGCUGUGGGACAUUUCAACUCUGCAACUGGAGGAUCACGUAUGACACAAAUGAUGCAUUCUCUCAUUUAGUAGAAACUAGCCAAGUUAACUCAAAACAGUUUGAAAUUCACCCACGAGUAGGGGAAAUCUGGGCCAUCUACAACAACUGGGCACCUGAUUGGGUUCCUUCCAGCAGUGAUGCUUGUGAAUACGCCAUUGGUGAGAUUACUGAGCGCACUGAAGCCAGCACAAAAUUCUUAUUUCUGACUCAAGUAGAUGGAUUCAGAGUUGUGUUCAGACCUGACAUUGGAAAGGGUAUUCUAGAGAUACCUGUAAAUGAGAACUUGAGGUUUUCUCACCGUAUACCUUCUUUCCGUCUGACAGAAGAAAAAGGUGGCAGACUCCGUGGCUUCUAUGAACUAGACCCAGCUUCUGUUCCUGAUGCUUUCCUGUUCCGAGGCACUUGCUGACUGGUAGACAUCGAUGCUGACUGUUCUGAAGCUAGUAACUCUAAGUUGCUUCCAAUUAAAUCAACUAGUCAUCUAGUCAGUCAUGUUCUUCUAUGAUGUUUACAACUCUGAUGCCUGCAAUGUGGUUAUCAAUUACUUUGGAAGUGUUUUGUCUGUAGCAAUGGACAAAAUGAUCUAUUAGGCCCUCUGUGUCCUCUCGAUUUGUUAUGAGCUUCAUGUUCAUCUCAGACCUCCAACACUUUACUGUAGUUCUAGUGCCUAGCAUUAUUUUGUUCUGGAACUUAUGUAAGCUGGAAGAACCUUAUGGUUGCAAGUUAUGCGGCAUUGAGGUUGCUGCUUUCUGUUGUGUUUGUGGCAUCUGCGACCAUGGUUUGGUAGAUGCUUAUUCUGUUUGUCUUCA